Messenger RNA from Melanotaenia boesemani (Boeseman's rainbowfish), 1966 nucleotides. RefSeq names its product RNA binding motif protein 18 (gene rbm18). The transcript has 7 exons. The record is from RefSeq and is a predicted model, not a curated record. Gene Ontology annotation, molecular function: RNA binding. The coding region runs from base 350 to 955 and encodes 201 amino acids. NCBI's taxonomy places the organism in Eukaryota, Metazoa, Chordata, Actinopteri, Atheriniformes, Melanotaeniidae.
AUAUCCGGAAAACCCCUUAUAUUAAAACGACUGCCACCGAUGGGAUCCACCGUCAGGCAAACAACCUACCACAUCAUCUUGCGCCUUUGUUAUCAGGCGGUAGCAGGGCAGCUGUUUUACCAUCAAUCUAGCUAAGUCAAGAAGGAAAACCAUCGUUUGAAACGAUUACAAUGACGUUUUGACGUACCCGAAUCAUCCCGAAAGUGGGAUCAGUCUAACGUUAAGUAUUCUGAGUCGCUAUCGAAGAAGAAGUUUGAUAUAACGAGGAACUUUGUUGAUGGCUCCAUUUCUUUCAGUUCUCUUCAUUUUCUGUUUAAUCAUGUAAGGCACAGUACUGAGAAGAGAACACAUGUCGUCUGCAGCAGAUACUGUGGAAAAUGCCUCUAUUAUCUCAGAGAGCACGGCGCAUGACGGAAACCGCUUGUGGAUAGGCAACAUCGAUCCCAAGAUAACAGAGUAUCAUCUUGUAAAGUUGUUGGAGAAGUUUGGCAACGUUAAACAGUUUGACUUCCUGUUUCAUAAGUCCGGGCCUUUGGAGGGGCAACCACGGGGCUACUGCUUCGUCAACUUUAACACCAGAGAGGAGGCAGAGAGAGCAAUCCAGUGUUUAAAUGGGAAGCUGGCUUUGUCCAAAAAGCUGGUUGUGCGAUGGGCGCACGCUCAGGUGAGGAGGUUCGAAGGUUUUCGUAAUGACAAGACAAUGCCCCCGAGUCUGGAACCAUCGUGCAGUGGUUCAACAGAGUCAGGAUCCAUAACCACCAGCCACCUCAGCACGAGUGCUAAGAUACGCGCCAUCGAGGCCAAGCUCCAGAUGAUGGAGGAGAAUCCAGAUGAUAACUACUCGGGCCCGUCGGCGUACGUUUACAACAAACCACCCGAGAGGAAGCGAUGGGAGCCCUACUCUAAAUCGCACCACAGUAACCAGAGCAGGCCCUUCCGCAAGUUUAGAAGAUGACCCAUCCUCCCUUUUAUUCUUGAGCCCUCCCUGUCCCUGUUUAUGACUCCUCAGCCCCUCACCUCCACAUGGAGAGCAUCUGCUCUAAACUAUACACACCCUAUCUGGGAUUAGAAGACUGUGAAGCUGAAGCAGGUGAAAAUCAUCCAGAAUGAUAACAGUGAAGUUUUUUUUUUUUUAAACUUCAUACAUGGCCCUUACCUGUGAAGACUGGCUCAUUUGUCAGCCUCUUUUUUUCACUUGGGCAGUUUAUUUAUUCACGCAGCUGUAAGUCACAUGAUGUACCUCUGACAUGUUUUUUUUUCAGGAGUCUGAAUACUGAUUAUGUUGUUAGUUGUUUAUGACAUGCCUGCUUAUUUGCAGAUCAUGUUAUUUAAUUCAUUUCUUGUUUUUUUUUGGAUGCCUUACGUUUCAGUUUGGCUUUUUUUUAGGAGUUGUAUCAAUAGAAUUAAAGUAAUAAGAGACAACAACUCCCUCAGUGGCUCUUACUGUUGCAAUAUUUCAUUUUAUUUUAUUUUACUGUGUUCAGUUCCUUCUGCUCUGCUACUGGUUUACUUUAAUUUUGGGGUUCCAGGGUUUUUACAUUUGUUUUUACUUAGUUUUUGUGUGGCAUGUUUUUUUUUUUUUUAACUAUUUUCCUCGCUCCAGUGUCAUUACUUUUCAGUUAAUGACAUGAUCACAUCAUCAGCAUGUUUUUCAUUUUUUUUUUCAGAAAUUUACAGAUUCAAGUUUAUGCAUUGCAAAUAUAAGCUGUAUAAAAUCCACUCCGUGUCAUUCAUUAUUAAAGGCAGUCAUUUUCCAUCACCAUUCAUUAGAAUAAACAAAGCCCUGAGUUAUAACAGAAUUUUAAAAAGCGAAUACAUAUCUACUCUACCAACACUGUCUGUUAAUGUCUCAUUUUGAUGCUCUGUUUUUAUUUUUUCCUCCCAAAAAAAUAAUCAUUAUUAAAAUAAAAUUAAAAAUAUGCAGUCUACCUGAAUAUUCUGUAAAUAAAUGUAAUAUUUUUUAGGC